Molecule: messenger RNA, 2080 nt
Organism: Dissoconium aciculare CBS 342.82
Lineage: Eukaryota; Fungi; Ascomycota; Dothideomycetes; Mycosphaerellales; Dissoconiaceae
Exons: 3
Coding region: 434-1768 (444 amino acids)
Biological process (GO): regulation of transcription by RNA polymerase II
Cellular component (GO): nucleus
Molecular function (GO): DNA-binding transcription factor activity, RNA polymerase II-specific; RNA polymerase II cis-regulatory region sequence-specific DNA binding
Source: RefSeq, a predicted model, not a curated record
ACCAAAGUAUCCCAACCUGGACAACGAAGCGGCACAACCACUCUGAAGAUUUCGGGACGGAUUGCUAUUUCUGUACAUUCUGAUCCCCAUCGCGAACCGGCGGUUAUAAGCUCUCCUCUGCCCGGCGUUCUCGUCAGUUGCAGCGCUUGGGGUCGUACCGAGGCUUAAAUCCAGUCACCCACUUCGACGACCUAUACCACUGAGUUGUAUAGAUGCUCCCAAUUCAGGUAGAGUGGACCUGCAUGAAUACUCAUUCCACCAUCCUGGCGCAAUCAGUUGGUGUGUCCGCUAAAAGCCUUGACGUGUGCUGCACAUCAUCAGAAGAGGCUUGAUCACGGCUGGACCCACUCGUCUGUUGCAGGCUUCACUCUUUUCUCUCCGAGAACCAAAUUUCAAAGCACCACAGAGAACAUUGUCGGUUUCCAGCAAAGAAAUGUCUGCACAGGUGGUGCUGCCAGCAAUCCAUUCGAUCAAUAUCACACAUCAAAUGCGGAAUGAUCGAUUACCUUCGAUCUUCGAUACCUUCGUCGAGAGAAGCGCCAUCCGGGCCGGACUCGAGGCAACUGCGGCAGCAGUCUUACAGGAAGCCAACAAACAAGCCUCGCCACGAUACGAGCACCACGCAAUACCGCGAACGGAUCCAGGAAUGCUGAGCUCACCAUACAGUCGACCGAGCACGGGCCUUAAACUCCGAACACGAUCGACGUCACUUUCGGAGACAGGCGUGCAUCAGCAUGGAACGACCCUCGCCAACUCGCCGUCGCUCUACAGACACGUAAUCCAGAGAGACGAGGGUAUGCCAGAUCGUCUACCGGCUGUGUCUCCUCCCGCAGUCACAUCGCCACAAUCCCAACAACUCCCUUCGAUCCGACAUCUGCAACUAUCCGAGUUGGCCGAAGUCGCGACACAGCAGGACACGCGAGCACCGCCUCAGAUCUCACCGACCCAUCGCCAACAUAGCCAUUCUUUGAGUUCUGCGACGUCCCGCUCGUCAUCGAAUCCUUUCUUCACUUUCUCGAAUAACAACAACGACAACAACAACAACAACAACAUCAACGGCCAUGCUUCCUCGAUGCCUUAUCCUCUACGCAGGACUUCCAGCAUCGGCGAUUCAUCACAACCGUUCUCCACCCCGAACUACAACCCCGAUCGACGAGCUUCCGCCGCGACCGGGACGGACAGCCAUCGUAACUACUCGGCUGGAAGCCAUUCCUUCCGGAUAGGCUCGCUGUCCGAGGAGAGCGCGCAGCACGAUUCCCACAUGGACGAUUACAGCGCAUCCCAGACCCCGGUCGAUGGGAUGAUGUCAAAUAUGGAGAACUCCUCGCGGCUGCUUCCCCCGCUACCGGGCAUGAUGUCGUAUAAGUGUGACCACGACGGCUGUUCCGCGACCUUCCAGACGCAAUAUCUCCUGAGUUCCCACAAAAACGUCCACAGCUCCGUCCGCACGCAUUUCUGCCCCGUCAAAGGCUGUCUCCGCAGCGAGGGCGGCAAGGGCUUCAAGCGGAAAAACGAGAUGAUCCGACAUGGCCUGGUGCACAAGAGCCCCGGUUACAUCUGCCCCUUCUGCCCCGAUAUCGAGCGCAAAUACCCCCGUCCGGACAAUCUGCAAAGACACGUCCGCGUCCACCACGUCGACCGCGACCGCGACGAUCCCGCCUUGCGGGAAGUGCUGGCCCAACGCACCGAGGGGGCCCUGCGCGUGAACCGACGGCGCCGGACGCUCGCCACGAUCAACCUCCAACACCGGCCGGACGACAGCUGCUGAAGGAGCUCUUAAAGAAAGCAAGAUAGCCACCGAGCACGCCCCCGAACGCCGAUCCGUUUUGGUUUUCCUCUUUUCCCCGGUUCGAUGAUGAUUCACCCAUUUUUUUGGAGUCGGACCCGCAAUGCCUUUCUCCUCUUUUCCGUUUCCUCCUCGCGUCUUCACGACGACUCUCUCGUGUGGACACACUCCCUUCCUUCCUUCCUUCCUUCCUUCCUUCCUUCCUUCCUUCCCUCCAUCUGUGAGGGGGAGCCCCGAUGACCGACCAAGCGGCUCCCCCCAAAAAAAAGUUUUAUACCUACCUGGGGCGGGUGG